This is a messenger RNA of Plasmodium gonderi, 1626 nucleotides long. RefSeq names its product DNA primase large subunit. The record is from RefSeq and is a predicted model, not a curated record. Lineage: Eukaryota; Apicomplexa; Aconoidasida; Haemosporida; Plasmodiidae. Gene Ontology annotation, biological process: DNA replication, synthesis of primer. Gene Ontology annotation, cellular component: alpha DNA polymerase:primase complex. The coding region runs from base 1 to 1626 and encodes 541 amino acids. The transcript has 2 exons.
AUGAUCGUCAGAAAAAGGUCCAUAAACGGCACGCCAAUCGAGAAGGGAAGGGAAAAUGAGAAGAAACUCCAAAACAUCACAAUAAAAAAUUACGAAAUAAACAGUAAUGAUAAGAAAAGGAAUUUUUUUGACUACUAUGGGUGUAUAUACCCAUUUAAUAUGCCCAUAAGUUUGUACAAAUAUGCGCCUAUUUUUGGAUAUUGUAGUUUAAGUGAUUUUCAAGAAAUAGGGGCAAAACGACUAGCUCUGUUACAAUUUUUGGAUACGUGUACAAUCAGUGGGGAAGAGGAAAGAGAUACUUUUAGCAAUAAAGGAAGAUUGGAAAAAAGUUUUCAUGGGAAUAAUUAUAAUGAAAAUAAAAGUAAGCAAAUAAGACAAAAAAUAUAUGAAUAUAAAUUUGGAAUUCAAUCAAUGAAAAAUUAUAGUAAAGAAGAAAUGGAAAAUAUAAUAAUGACAGACUUACUGUCUCAUUAUAUUUUAAGAAUAGCUUUUUCCAAAGAUAGAGAAAAACAACAAUGGUUUUUGAAACAAGAAUUAAAAUUAUUUACAUUUCGAUUAAAUGAAUUAAAAAAUAUUAAUGUACUUAAUACACAAAACCUUGCAGAAAGUGAAAGAGGUUUAAUUCAUUUGUUAAAAAGAGAAGAUCUAAAUUAUGAUUACAUAUCAAAACCAGCGGUAUCAUCCCUUGUUGCAAGAGAUGAGGAAUGGGAAAAAUAUACAUCGUUUAUACCAAAUAAGGAUACUAUUGAAAAAGUAUUUAAAAUUCCAUUUUUCCCUGAUGCAUAUUUUUUAGUGAAAGAUCAUAAAGUAUGUGUAGAUAAAGCCAUUGCCUAUGUUCCGGAUAUAUAUCUAGAUUCAAUUUUGAUUACUCAAUUUAAAAUAAACAUAAAAGAAUCUUUUAAAUAUUUGGAUCAAAAUGAAAAAUUAUUACUAUCUGUUCAGAAUGAUAAUAGAAUAUCAUCGUUCCUUGCAGCAUUACCAAAAGCAUAUGUUGCAAAAGAUUAUAGGCAAAAUUAUGAGCACACUCAGGAAACUAGAUUAAUGCCACAAAAUAUAUAUAAUGUUUAUAAACAAUCUUUCCCUCCUUGUAUGCGUAGAAUAUUUGUUAAUUUUUUAAAAGAAAAACAUUUAAAACAUUGGGGAAGGCAACAAUUGUGGUUAUUUUUAAAAGGAGCCGGUAUGACAUUAGAAGAAAAUAUUCAAGUUAAUAGAUCCAUAUGGAUGCAACCCGACAAAUUCGACAAAGAACAUAGAUAUACUAUACGUUACAUGUAUGGAAAAGAAGGGAAAAAAACAGAUUUUAGUCCCUAUAAUUGCUCCAAAAUUAUAAAUAACUUCCCUGUUCCUUCUAGUGGUGAUACACAUGGUUGUCCUUUUAAAAAUUUUGAUGACUCUCAUUUAAGAAGUCUUUUAUUCUUCUUUGGACUAACCGAUGAUCAGAUAAAAAAUAUCAUGCCCUUAAAAAAAAACAAUGAAUAUCAGUUGGCAUGUGUGAAGUUUUUCAUGGAAAUGCACCCUGGGUCCACAGCCGACGGGGUUGGCAACCAUCCAAAUUCGUAUUACAUCGAAAGUAGAAAGUACUACAAAUCGAAGACAACAAACUCAGAAAAGGCUCCCGAUACUUGA